Cuscuta campestris is the source of this 1230-nucleotide messenger RNA. NCBI's taxonomy places the organism in Eukaryota, Viridiplantae, Streptophyta, Magnoliopsida, Solanales, Convolvulaceae. The record is from the annotation of a GenBank genome assembly.
GGCUCAAAUCAAAGACAUUAGGGAGUGCAUAGGCACCUCAAAUCCAAGAAAAGGAGCACAAUAAUUCAUCAUUUUUUUAUUCUACCCACAUUCUGACAGCAAAAAAAUGGAGAAAGAAAGGAGCACCCCAAUUGCAGUCGCCGCCCCUAGAUCGAGGUCUCUGGUAGUCGCCUUCCCCUCAGCUACCGGAAUCUGCCACCGCCGCUACUCAGACCCGUCGACGCCGUUGCUCAAACCCGCCGCCGCCGAUGCUCAGACCCGCCGACGCCGCUACAAAGAUUUGUCGUCAUCCCGGCCACUUCCGAAACUUGUGCGCCUCCGUCACCAGAUGGUUGUUUUUUGGUCUCGCCGCGGCCGAAGCUGUGAGCCACCACGCCAGAAAAAAUCAAUCCUCGAUAGAAGCCAAUCAUCGCCGCCGACUCUACUACGGGCUAAUAUCCGUAGCCAUUGGUCUUAAAAUCUACCCUUGCCAUGAAUCCGUUAUGGAAGUCCACCCCUGUGGUGGAUGGAAGCAAUUCAUCGCCGCCACUUUGCUCGAGGCAAACGGGCUAUGCUUGUCGAGAGCACUAUUGACGUCCGCCAUCACCGAUCUCAAUUUUGAAACCCUCGAUUGAUAGUGCAAAGAUUCGCCCAUCACUGCUGCAACCAAGUUUACUUCCUUCUAGGAGGAGGCGCUGGUUGUUGCUUGGUAAGGAUUAUAUUUGCCGCUGCGAUGAUUGCGGUCGGAUCCAUUACAUCGCUGGAGGGCCAAGUUCACCGCUAAGUUCUGCUGCCAUUGAAAUUCGUGGCUGCCAUGGAGUCCCCCACCCUCGUAAACCAUCAAGGAAGCAGAAGGCAGUAUCUGGCUUCACAUCCGCACCCUGCCUCACCCAUCGUCGCUCGUCGCCCUUCACAAGGUUUUGUCGAUCGCUAUACCCCACUCAGGAUAGUGAUUGAAAUUUUGCUUUGCAAAGAAAAGAUGUGGUAGGAAUUGUGCAGUUUGGGCCCAUCCACAAAAAAUAGGGUGUACUAUGCCUAUUUUGAGGGAAAAGUCACAUGGGAAGGAUGGGGCAAAGAGAUGGGAAGAAAUCCACCAAAAAAUAGAAUCUGGCGGGCCACCAUAUAUGUCCUUCACUUCCAAUUUGAGACAUAUGCACAAAGCCAAAAGUACGAAGUUGGGAGGAUGGUUUGUGGUGUGAAUAUCUUUGAUAAUGAAAAGUUGCCCCCACCAAAGAAAUGAACAGUGCAUAA